GGGCACGGGAGUGGGAGCGGACUGCAGCUGGACCCUUAAGGACUGUGAGGAUCUUGGGGAGGCGACAGGACACAGGCGCUGGAGGAACUUGAAUGCCCGGCCACGAGAUCGGAGUUCCUGUUGUUGGCCAAAGAAACCUGGAGGAGCUUGUGCCAAGGAAUGAGGCCUCGGUCCACCCAAGUCACCUUGCAGGAGGGUCACAACACAAAAGCAGAAGGAGGACCCCAAAUUCGGGCGAACUGGAAAAUACACGGCCGUUGCGGGCGGAAGUAAUCGCAAACCUGUGACCGAAUCGCGGAGUAACUCCCAGGGUUCUCAACGGCUGGAGGAGCCGGAAACUACCCGCGCGAGGUGGGCGGGCCCGGCGGCGGCCAAGGGGGCGUGGCCGGCUCUCUCACGGCAGCUGAUUGGUCGGCCCGGCGGUGGUGGAGGCUGCGCGUGAAAUCGUCACCUCGGCCUGGGAAGAUGGAAGAGCUGAGUCAAGCCCUGGCUGGUAGCUUUUCUGUGUCUCAAGAUCUGAACAGCACAGCCGCCCCACACCCCCGCCUGUCCCAGUACAAGUCCAAGUACAGUUCCUUGGAGCAGAGUGAGCGGCGGCGCCAGUUACUGGAACUGCAAAAAUUAAAGCGGCUGGAUUAUGUGAACCAUGCCAGAAGACUGGCUGAAGAUGACUGGACGGGAAUGGAGAGUGAAGAAGAAGAAGAAAAGAAAGAUGAUGAGGAAAUGGAGGUUGACACUGGCAAGAAGUUACCAAAACGCUAUGCUAAUCAAGGGCAUGUAUGGAGGACUGUUUGGAGGAGAAACAGAAAAGUCGUGUGUCAUGGAGCCAAGGGAGCAUGUGUCAAGGAGGAGAAUAUGACUGGCAGCAUCACACCAGGAGUGGAGGAAGGAGGGGGAGAUGAGGGAAUAGACAUGCUCGGCUGCAGGGAGUUAAUGCUCUCAGAGUGGUUAAUUGACGUCCCUUCAGAUUUGGGGCAGGAAUGGAUUGUGGUCGUGUGCCCUGUUGGAAAAAGAGCCCUUAUCGUGGCUUCCCAGGGUUCUACCAGUGCCUACACCAAGAGCGGCUACUGUGUCAACAGGUUUUCUUCCCUUCUGCCAGGAGGCAACAGGCGAAACUCAACAACAGCGAAAGACUACACCAUUCUGGACUGCAUUUACAAUGAGGUGAACCAGACAUACUACGUUCUGGAUGUGAUGUGCUGGCGGGGACACCCGUUUUAUGACUGCCAGACUGAUUUCCGAUUCUACUGGAUGCAUUCAAAGUUACCAGAGGAAGAAGGACUGGGAGAGAAAACCAAGCUCAAUCCAUUUAAAUUUGUGGGACUGAAGAACUUCCCUUGUACCCCUGAGAGCCUGUGUAAAGUGCUGUCUAUGGACUUCCCUUUUGAGGUGGAUGGGCUUCUCUUCUACCACAAGCAGGCCCACUACAGCCCCGGAAGCACUCCUCUGGUGGGCUGGCUGCGCCCCUACAUGGUGUCAGAUGUUCUUGGCGUAGCUGUGCCAACCGGCCCACUGACCACCAAGCCAGAAUACGCUGGCUACCAGCUCCAGCAGAUUAUUGAGCACAAGAAGAGCCAGAAGGAGGGCAUAAUGGGGAAGCUCACACCCAGGGCCUCUGAGAAUGGAUGCUAUGAGUUGGAGCACCUGUCUACCCCCAAGCUGAAGAGCCCUCCCCAGAGCCCCAACCACCCGGAGAGCCUCAUGGAGAACUAGGCAGGGCAGCCUCCUCUGGGAGGCACAGGAUGGUGGCUGGUCUCAGAGGAGGGCUGGGGAGGUGGCCGGUGACAAGAACAAAGUGCCUUCAUUUUAAGGCAGACCUUCCAAAGCCAUUCCAGCUGGAAAGAGCUUGUCUCCUAUCUGAAAUGCUGGCUUUAACAGUAGGGGAAGGUUCCCACAUUGGGUGGUCUUCGGAUUUGAGCAGCAACUCCUGUGAAAAUGUAUCACAGAUCCACAGUGUAAAUAUAUGUCAUUCUUAAGAA
This is a messenger RNA of Cervus elaphus (red deer), 1979 nucleotides long. RefSeq names its product snurportin 1 (gene SNUPN). The transcript is spliced from 10 exons. Gene Ontology annotation, biological process: protein import into nucleus; snRNA import into nucleus. Lineage: Eukaryota; Metazoa; Chordata; Mammalia; Artiodactyla; Cervidae. Gene Ontology annotation, molecular function: protein binding; nuclear import signal receptor activity. Gene Ontology annotation, cellular component: nucleus; cytoplasm. Bases 466 to 1713 code for a protein of 415 amino acids. The record is from RefSeq and is a predicted model, not a curated record.